Molecule: messenger RNA, 2120 nt
Organism: Lecanosticta acicola
Lineage: Eukaryota; Fungi; Ascomycota; Dothideomycetes; Mycosphaerellales; Mycosphaerellaceae
Source: the annotation of a GenBank genome assembly
AUGGCCCUCCCCAACGCCCUUCAGCACGUCUCCAGCAUGGCACUGGGUGAGUGGACCACCACCACAACAACAACAACAACAACAACAACAACCACUGACCGCUUCUCCCAGCAAGCGCCGCGGCCGUCGGCGGGCUGGCGGCCGUCUAUCUCGACGGCAAGUAUCAACUUCGCCAAGAGUUGGACGUGAUCCGCCGACUGAAACGCGCGGAACGGGCAUAUGCCAAAGCAGGUGUGACGUGUGACACGGCGACGCCCACCUCAUGGGCUUCAUGCUGCACGGAAAUACUGACUCCCGCAACCAGCCCAACAAGACCGACUCUCCCCGUGGUACCUCGUCGCCGACACGUGCAGGCGCCAGCCACAUGCCCGCGCCAUCUGGACACGCGAACGACAAUACACCUUCCGCGAAUUCCACGAUCAGACGGUCCGCUAUGCCCAGUGGAUGCUCGCGCAGGGCAUCAAGCCGGGUGACCUCGUCGCCCUCUACCUCCACAACAGCGCCGACUUCCUCAUGCUCUUCUUCGCCACCCACUGCAUCGGCGCCGCCCCGGCCCUGAUCAACUACAACUUGGAGGGAAAUGCUCUCAUGCAUUGUCUCGAUGUAGCCGAUAGCAAGUUGCUCAUCAUCGAUCCGGACUCGGGUUGUCAACAACGAAUCGACGGAAGUCGACAGGAAAUCGAAUCGGCCGGCGCAACCAUCUUCACCCUCGACGCCGCCCUGAAGCAAUCCAUCACCUCCCUCGCCCCCACCGUCCCACAAGACUCCUACCGCGCAGGCAUGAAGGGCGACUCGUCCUACGCCCUCAUCUACACCAGUGGCACGACCGGUCUGCCCAAAGGAUGCCCAUUCCAAGUGAAUCGCAUCUGGCUAGCCGGACCCCAACUCGAACCACUCUACGGAACGGUACAGGGCAAGGACUGCUGGUACGACCCCAUGCCCUUCUACCACGGCACAGGCCUCGGAAUCUCCACCGUCGCCCUGAUCAGCGGAGUCGCAGUCGCCAUCGCACCACGCUUCUCCGUGAGCAACUUCUGGCCCGACAUCCACGACAGCAAGGCCACCUGUUUCGUCUACGUCGGCGAGACGGUCCGCUAUCUCCUCGCUGCGCCUCCCCACCCUCUGGAGAGGAAACACAAUCUCCGAAUCGCGUAUGGCAAUGGAUUGCGGCCCGAUGUCUGGUCGAGACUGCAGGAACGAUUCAACAUACCCGAGGUUGUGGAAUUCUUCAAUUCCUCCGAGGGAGUCUUCACUCUGGGCGUCCAGGCUCGCGGGCCCUAUCUCAGUCACUGCGUCGGUCAUCACGGGUUGAUUUUCCGCACUCUGCUUCGGAACACCUACAUUCCCGUGAGGACUGAUGCGGAGACGGGCGAUAUUUGGCGGGAUCCAAAGACGGGCUUUGCCAUGCGGUUGCCGUAUGAAGAAGGAGGAGAGAUUCUCGUCGGGAUUCCGAAUAAGGAGGCUUUCGGUGGGUAUUGGAGGAAUCCCGAGGCGACCGAGAAGAAGUUCGCAACGGAUGUGUUCAAGAAGGGAGACCUCUAUUACCGGAGUGGCGAUGCGUUGCGGCGAUCAAACGAUGGUCAUUGGUAAGUUCUCCCCUGCCUCCCCUCCACCUCCUCUCCCCGAUCCAGUCCAGUCCAGUCCAACUCACAUCAUUCUUCAUCUUCAGGUACUUCCUCGACCGUCUCGGCGACACCUUCCGCUGGAAAUCGGAAAACGUCUCGACGGCCGAAGUCGCGCAGGUCCUGGGCCACUUCCCGGGCAUCACCGAAGCAAACGUCUACGGCGUCUCGCUGCCCAACCACGAAGGCCGAGCCGGCUGCGCCGCCCUCAACCUCUCCCACCCGAUCAACUACACCGACCUGCUGGCCCACUGCCGCAAAGAACUGCCCAAAUACGCCGUCCCCGUCUUUUUGCGGAUCGUGGAGAGGAGCAGUCACACGCAUAAUUCCAAGCAGAACAAAGUCGGCUUGCGCAAGGAAGGGGUGGAUUUUGAUCUGCUGGGCAAGUUUGAGAAGGGCGGCGAGGCGGACGUCUUGUUGUGGUUGAAGGAUGGGCGGUAUGCGGAAUACGAAAGGGGGGAUUGGGAGAGUAUUAAGGGCGGGAGAGCGAGGUUAUGA